AAAAAAAUAGCAAACUCUAAAAUUAUCUGCUUGUUUUUGAGAGAUAUAUUUGGAUCAUAUAUUGCACUUUUCUCCUGGCUUUGCAGUCCCUAGCUACAUUCCUGUGUCAAGGCGUACGUCAAAUCUCCGUUUUGGGCAUUUGAUGUAUUAUAGUACUUGAUUUUUGUUUGCCUCAGGGCUGUCUUUGCUCAUUUGAACAAGCUUAUAAUUGCAAGAUUCAAUUAAUCAUGGCUGAAGUUAUGUCCACGCCUGUUGACCGACUCAUGAAACCUGUUCAUGAACUUGAAUGUUCUGACGAUGAAAAGAAGAAAAGGGUUGGAUCGUUCAAGAAGGUGGCAAUCAGUGCCUCAUCUAAGUUGAAAAAUUCCCUGAGCAAGAGGGGGAGGAGGCACAGCAGGGUUAUGUCUCUAUCCAUUGCUGAUGACAUUGAUGUAGAAGAGUUGCAAGCAGUUGAUGCUUUUCGCCAAGCACUAAUCUUGGAAGAGCUAUUGCCUUCAAAACAUGAUGAUCAUCACAUGAUGCUAAGAUUCCUAAGAGCAAGGAAGUAUGACAUUGAGAAAACAAAACAAAUGUGGGCAGAUAUGCUUAAAUGGAGGAAGGAAUUUGGUGCUGACACUAUCGCGGAGGAUUUUGAAUUCGAGGAACAGGAUGAAGUUCUAAAGUACUACCCACAAGGACAUCAUGGGGUUGACAAGGAGGGACGACCUGUUUACAUUGAAAAGUUGGGCCAGGUUGACUCUACCAAGCUGAUGCAAGUAACAACAAUGGAUCGUUAUCUCAAAUACCAUGUAAAAGAGUUUGAGAGGACCUUUGCUGUUAAGUUGCCUGCAUGUUCCAUUGCAGCAAAGAAGCACAUUGACCAGAGCACAACUAUUUUGGAUGUGCAAGGAGUGGGCCUUAAAAGUUUGAACAAAGCUGCUAGGGAUCUCCUCCAGAGGCUUCAGAAGAUUGAUGGUGACAACUACCCUGAGUCACUGAACCGUAUGUUCAUCAUCAAUGCUGGUUCUGGAUUUAGGCUCUUGUGGAACACCAUUAAGUCGUUCCUAGAUCCCAAGACCACCGCAAAAAUCCAUGUCCUAGGUAACAAAUACCAGAGCAAGUUGCUUGAAAUCAUUGAUGCCAGUGAACUUCCAGAGUUCUUGGGUGGCACUUGCACUUGUGAAGAUAAAGGUGGUUGUAUGCUUUCUGACAAGGGGCCAUGGAACAACCCAGACAUCUUGAAGAUGAUUCAAAAUGGCGAGGGCAAAUGCAAGAGAAAAAUCUUAUCCGGGAUUGAGGAGAAAACAAUCACAGAAGAUAAUACAACACCUCAAAAUGUAGCAAUCAAAGAAUCAUUUCCACAGACAUACGAUGUUGAUGUCAAGUGUGUAUCCCAAAAAGGCGUAAAGAAAUGUGGUGCGUAUCAGUGUGACGCAUUUGGCACUGUGCUCAAUAAGCCAAUGGAUUCAUCCUGGAAUAAAUUAAUACAAAAUGAUAAAGUUGCACUUUCUAAAGGAGCAGAAUGUUUCCCUAGCAAGAGUGCUUCUGAUGGGUUGAGCAACCAGUUCAUUGGUGGAAUAAUGGCGUUUGUGAUGGGAAUAGUGACCAUGAUCCGCAUGACAAGGAACAUGCCAAGGAAAAUCACUGAAGCAGCACUGUAUGGGAGCGCAGGAUUAUAUGAUGGUAGCAUAAUGAAAGCGGCGGACAUAUCAUGCAAUGAUUACAUGGCCAUGAUGAAGCGCAUGGCUGAACUAGAAGAGAGAAUGAGCGUCCUCAGCAAGAGACCUAGCAUGCCACUUGAAAAGGAGGAAGUGCUCACUAAUGCUCUCAGCAGAGUCACCACUCUGGAACAAGACUUGGUUUCCACCAAAAAGGCACUUGAUGAUGCCCUUACUCGACAAGUGGAUCUCCAAGCUCAAAUUGAGAAGAAGAAAAAGAAGAAGUUGUUCCGCGGCCUCCGCUGUUUCACUGCGUGAUUUGCUACAUGAGGAAGAGUUGUAAAAUUGGAGACUUUCUCUUUCAACAGCUAUAAAGUAUUUGAUUAUAAACUCCUGCACAAUAUAAAGUUUCCCAUUCCUUGACAACUGUGCAUACGUUGGAUCAAUUUAGGCAUGGUUACUUUUAUGCUAGAAAAAUAUCAGACUAUAUUGCUUUCCGAAUUAUUGGUCUUCAAAUCCAUUGAUAGUAACACUAGUUUUUGUGUUAUCAAUGUAACCCGCUUUGCAUCAUUCUCAAAUGUCAUGUAAAAUAAGUUUUUGGAAUUAUCUUGUGCAAUAAUCAUGAAAUAUAUUUUUACAA
Cajanus cajan (pigeon pea) is the source of this 2277-nucleotide messenger RNA. RefSeq names its product phosphatidylinositol/phosphatidylcholine transfer protein SFH3. The record is from RefSeq and is a predicted model, not a curated record. NCBI's taxonomy places the organism in Eukaryota, Viridiplantae, Streptophyta, Magnoliopsida, Fabales, Fabaceae.